AUGACACCUUACGAGGCUCUGUAUAGUCGUAAGUGUUGUACUUCGUUCUGUUGGAUUGAGUUGGGCAAGCGACGGGUUUUGGGUCCUAAGUUGGUUUCUGAGAUUAAAGAUAAAGUUACACUGAUUUGGGACCAUCUUAAGGCGGUUUCAAAUAGACAGAAAUCAUAUACAGAUCUAAAAAGGAGGGACAUCAAGUAUUCUGUGGGUGAUUAUGUGUUUCUUAAGUUAGAGUUACCUUCAGAGUUGAACCGCAUUCAUGAUGUGUUUUAUGUCUCCAUGUUGAGGCGGUAUCGGUCUGCCUCGUCUCAUAUUGUUUCUAUUGAGGAGAUUAAGGUUAAAUCAAAUUUGAUGUUUGAGGAGGAGUCAGUUCAUAUUCUAGAUCAAAAUGUAAAGGUCUUGAAGAGAAAAUCUAUUCCAUUAAUUAAGGUUCUAUGGUGGAAUCAUGACAUUGAGGAAGCCACAUGA
Messenger RNA from Gossypium arboreum, 465 nucleotides. RefSeq lists its product as uncharacterized. Bases 1 to 465 code for a protein of 154 amino acids. Lineage: Eukaryota; Viridiplantae; Streptophyta; Magnoliopsida; Malvales; Malvaceae. The record is from RefSeq and is a predicted model, not a curated record. The transcript has 2 exons.